This is a messenger RNA of Colius striatus (speckled mousebird), 2238 nucleotides long. RefSeq names its product solute carrier family 25 member 17 (gene SLC25A17). Gene Ontology annotation, biological process: transmembrane transport. Gene Ontology annotation, molecular function: AMP transmembrane transporter activity; ATP transmembrane transporter activity; coenzyme A transmembrane transporter activity. The transcript has 9 exons. The record is from RefSeq and is a predicted model, not a curated record. Bases 15 to 1019 code for a protein of 334 amino acids. Gene Ontology annotation, cellular component: peroxisomal membrane. Lineage: Eukaryota; Metazoa; Chordata; Aves; Coliiformes; Coliidae.
GGAAGGCGGGCGCCAUGGCGCGAGUGGGGACGGCCGCCGCUCGCCUGGGUCUCGGCAGUGCCGCGGAGGGAACGGAGCCUGCGGGAGCCGCGGCCAUGUCUGCCGUCGCCUCCUACGAGAGCCUGGUGCACGCCGUGUCCGGGGCUGUGGGCAGUGUGACUGCAAUGACUGUAUUUUUUCCUUUGGAUACAGCUAGGCUUAGGCUUCAAGUCGAUGAGAAGCGGAAGUCUAAGACAACACCGGCAGUCCUCUUGGAAAUAAUCAAAGAAGAAGGCCUGUUGGCACCAUAUCGAGGAUGGUUCCCUGUUAUCUCCAGCCUUUGUUGCUCCAAUUUUGUUUAUUUUUAUACAUUUAAUAGUCUCAAAGCUCUUUGGGUCAAAGGUCAGCAUUCAACCACGGGAAAAGACUUGGUUCUUGGGGUUGUUGCAGGUGUAGUCAAUGUACUCUUGACCACUCCUCUUUGGGUAGUGAACACCCGUCUGAAGCUGCAGGGAGCAAAAUUUAGAAAUGAAGACAUUGUACCAACCAAUUAUAAAGGCAUAAUAGAUGCUUUUCAUCAGAUAAUACGAGAUGAAGGAGUCUUAGCUUUGUGGAAUGGUACUUUCCCCUCCUUGCUACUGGUCUUCAAUCCUGCCAUACAGUUCAUGUUUUAUGAAGGCUUUAAGCGGAAACUUUUGAAAAAGCAGCUGCAACUCACAUCUUUGGAUGCUUUUGUCAUUGGUGCAAUAGCCAAAGCAGUUGCCACCACCCUCACUUAUCCUCUGCAAACAGUACAGUCAAUUCUGCGGUUCGGACGCCACAGGUUGAACCCAGAGAACCGAACACUAGGCAGCCUUAGAAAUGUUCUUUACCUUCUUCAGCAGAGAGUGAGGCGUUUUGGAUUAAUGGGACUCUACAAAGGCCUUGAAGCAAAGCUCCUGCAGACAGUCCUUACUGCUGCUCUUAUGUUUCUAGUAUAUGAGAAAUUGACUGCUGCAACCUUCACAGUCAUGGGAUUAAAGCAUUCACGCAGACAUUGAAAGACGAACCAAAGGUUGUGGGGUCUAGAAAACACGUUCCAUUUCUGAGACUGGGCUGGGUAACAAAGGGUCCUCACUUCCUAUUUCUUUGUAGCCACCUCCAUCUCCAUUGUUUGGAGAAACUGGAAUACACUUCAUAGGACCUGUUUCCAUGAAUUCAGGUGUAGCCCAUUCCCUGCUCUUCUGUGGACUCACUGUGUUAUGAUACAAAGCAGAGACCUUAUUUAAUCACUUGACAUGAAAUUUUAAGUAUUGUAUGAUUUGGCUGAUGUUUUUACCAGGAGUGAGUAUCUCUCACUAUGCUUUCUUGUUUUCCUUCAGAUCACUCUCAGCUAUCCUUCUCUCCUUACCUUCUGUCAGCAGCUGGCAGGGCUGCUUUCAUGUCACUUUCUUUUAUCUGUGUUACGUCACGUCAUAUUUGGUUCAUUAAAAUAACUCGUAAAGAACAAGAUUUUUGAUAUAGUUUUCUUCUAACUUAAGUACGUUUGUGGCACAGAAGGAUAGAAUAUUGCCCCAAGUAUCUGGUGGUGAGAUUCCUGAACUGCUAGAAUGUGUCUUACCAGUGAGUAGGCACGCUGCCUUCUGAAGUCCACCUGUUACAAACCUUGAACGUUUUGAAUGCAGAUGCUGGCUAGCUAGGAGGAACGUGACCUUUUGCUGUUUCAAGCCGAGUACCUCAAGCUGCUUCAAGAAAAUGGGCUUACUACACAGAAACACAGUAAGUUCUGUAACCCCAUUCCUUGUGAGAACAUGUGAAUUUAUGCCAUGGUCUCAGGUAAACAGGGAGCACUUCAGAAGUAAUAUGCCCUCUUAAAAAAGUGCUUUCAUUAUUUUUCCAGUGGUCUUCCCAGAAGCUUUCCUGACCAUAAAGGUCAUUAAUUGUUGUCCCAGUUCAUCUAAGUGUGUAUGUUCCUUUUGCAUAGUUUUUAUUCAGUAGUCCUAGGCCACAGAAUCCAAAUACAUCUUACUGUGUCCAUCACUUAAGGUUGCAGGAGGAUUGUUAUGAAGAACAGAUCUAUAUUUGGAGUAUUAAGGAAUUCCAUGGUACUUUAACACCAAGAAUGUCUGGGAUAAUUAAGUGCUGCAGGAAACAGGCUACUGAAUUGCUAAAUGGCACCUGUUUUUGGAUCUCAGUUGAUGCAAUUAUCAGUAUGAAAUUGGAACGCAGUUCUACAAAUAAUGCUGUCUUUCAAACAAGAAUAAAGAUCUUUACACUGGC